AUGGAUCAAUUAAACGUCAAAGAGCAACAAGAAUUUCAACAAAUUGUUGAACAAAAGCAAAUGAAAGAUUUCAUGAACUUGUAUUCAAAUUUAGUAUCAAGAUGUUUUGAUGAUUGUGUUAAUGAUUUUACAUCAAAUAAUUUAACAAGUAAAGAAUCCGCAUGUAUUGCUAAAUGCUCAGAGAAGUUUUUGAAACAUAGUGAAAGAGUCGGUCAAAGAUUUCAAGAACAAAAGUAUGUAAAUUGUUAAUUUUCGAAAAUUUAGAUUUGAAUUACUAACAAAUUAAGUGCUUUAUUAAUGCAACAAGGUCAAAGAUAA
Messenger RNA from Insectozyma verbasci, 318 nucleotides. NCBI's taxonomy places the organism in Eukaryota, Fungi, Ascomycota, Pichiomycetes, Serinales, Debaryomycetaceae. The record is from the annotation of a GenBank genome assembly.